AUGUUUUCAAGAGAAGUUGUCAUAUUAAAUUUUGAUAUAAAUACGAUCGCGAUUGCCUUCCUGAGUUAGUAUUUGUUGUGAAGCAAAUAAAAUCACUACAACCAUGAAAUUCUUUAUUGUUGCUUUGAUCUUCGCUUUGGUAGCCGCUGUGUUCGCUGCACCAAACCAACACGGUGGACACGGUGGACACGGUGCUCACGGUGGAGGUCACGGACUUUUGGGUGAAAAUGGUGCCGGAAUCUACCACGGCAACCAAGGUGGACACGCUGGUCAUGGCGGAAGUCACGGACGUUUAGGUGAAAAUGGUGCCGGCAUCUACCACGGAAACCAAGGUCAACAUGGACAACAUGGUCAACAUGGUCAACAUGGAGGACAUCAUCAAGGACAUCAUUAUUAAAUAAUGUAAAUGAAAUAUUAGAAAUUUUAAAUUGUAAAAAUGAUAAAAAUUUUAUAUUACUGUUAAAUAAUUCGAUUAAUAAA
Messenger RNA from Aethina tumida (small hive beetle), 480 nucleotides. RefSeq lists its product as uncharacterized. Bases 104 to 397 code for a protein of 97 amino acids. The transcript has 4 exons. NCBI's taxonomy places the organism in Eukaryota, Metazoa, Arthropoda, Insecta, Coleoptera, Nitidulidae. The record is from RefSeq and is a predicted model, not a curated record.